CCUCAACUCCAGAUGACACUCUGCAGAUGACACGGGGGCAUUUGCUAGCACGGGAACCGUGCUUGUGGGGAGCUGGGAACAGCGUCUCCAUUCUGGUGUUUCCUGUGCGAUUACAUAACUGCUGUCUACGGAACCCACGUUCGUUCGGGCGGAGGGGGGAGAUCGGCAUAUGUUUAAAGAAGUCGGGAGCCAAUAGAAACCCCCAUUUGGUACCUUUCUGGUGGCGGGACGAACAGAGCGCCUCGGCAGUGCCGCAAGCUUUGGUCCCUCCAGCUACAAGGUGGGCACCAUGACUGAGAAGUUCGACUGCCACUACUGCAGGGACAACCUGCAGGGGAAGAAGUACGUGCAGAAGGACGGCCACCACUGCUGCCUCAAGUGCUUCGACAAGUUCUGCGCCAACACCUGUGUGGACUGCCGGAAGCCCAUCGGCGCCGACUCCAAGGAGGUGCACUAUAAGAACCGCUACUGGCACGACACCUGCUUCCGCUGUGCCAAGUGCCUUCACCCCUUGGCCAACGAGACCUUUGUGGCCAAGGACAACAAGAUCUUCUGCAACAAGUGCACCACUCGGGAGGACAACCCCAAGUGCAAGGGGUGCUUCAAGCCAAUCGUGGCAGGAGAUCAGAACGUGGAGUACAAGAAGACCGUGUGGCACAAAGACUGCUUCACCUGCAGCAACUGCAAGCAAGUGAUCGGGACCGGAAGCUUCUUCCCCAAAGGGGAGGACUUCUACUGCGUGACCUGCCACGAGACCAAAUUCGCCAAGCACUGCGUGAAGUGCAACAAGGCCAUCACAUCUGGAGGAAUCACUUACCAGGAUCAGCCCUGGCAUGCCGAGUGCUUUGUGUGUGUUACCUGCUCUAAGAAGCUGGCUGGGCAGCGUUUCACCGCUGUGGAGGACCAGUAUUACUGCGUGGAUUGCUACAAGAACUUUGUGGCCAAGAAGUGUGCUGGAUGCAAGAACCCCAUCACUGGGAAAAGGACUGUGUCAAGAGUGAGCCACCCAGUCUCUAAAGCUAGGAAGCCCCCAGUGUGCCACGGGAAACGCUUGCCUCUCACCCUGUUUCCCAGCGCCAACCUCCGGGGCAGGCAUCCGGGUGGAGAGAGGACUUGUCCCUCGUGGGUGGUGGUUCUUUAUAGAAAAAAUCGAAGCUUAGCAGCUCCUCGAGGCCCGGGUUUGGUAAAGGCUCCAGUGUGGUGGCCUAUGAAGGACAAUCCUGGCACGACUACUGCUUCCACUGCAAAAAAUGCUCCAUGAAUCUGGCCAACAAGCGCUUUGUUUUCCACCAGGAGCAAGUGUAUUGCCCCGACUGUGCCAAAAAGCUGUAAAGCGACAGGGGCUCCUGUCCUGUAAAAUGGAAUCGAGUCUUGUUCUUGUGUCCUCGCCCUCUGCCCUGCACCACCCAGAGGGCCAGAGCGGCCUCUCACCUCUAAAGUUGCUUCCUCUGUCUUUGCUCCCAUUUUACAGUCUUACUCAGAUACGGGCACGCAGUGGUCACACUAGGAUGUCGCGGCGCGGCCACUUCUCCGCAGCUGCGGUGAAAACACAAACACGUAGAUAGGUUGACUCUUCUGCAUGUUUAUCAUAGAGCAGAAACGUGCUCACCAUUUAGCUGCUUAGUGACGUGAGCGAGAAGCGUAACACAUAAAGCCCCCGCUGAGAUGCGUCUCGUGGCUCAGCUGGGACCCACCGUGUCCUCAGGACACGCAAGAGUUGCGGCGGCUGCUCCAACUCGGCUGCUCACCUGUCUGUGAGCAGAGAGCGAACUUAACAAAUUGCAUGGUUGAACCUCCUCCUCGAAAUCUUCCUGCUGUUCUUUUGUGCUCUCAAACGACUAAUACGAAUUUCCAGAAAGUUAACAUUUGAACUUGGCUGUAACUCUAAACUGACCUUUCCCCCGUACUAACUUUCGAUUUCCCCGUGUGGCGUGUUUUCUGAACGUUCCCACUUUCAAGCGGGGAGCGUGCAGGUGAUUUGGAAAGUGUAGGCAGACCUGAGAAAACGAGCCUGUUUCACAGGAACAUCGUCACGGCGACUACUUCUGGAGGCUUAACAAAACUAACCCAGCUGCCCUUUUUCUUUUUCUUUUUUAAUACUCUCGUUUUAAUUCAUAGUAACGUAGUUUAUGGGUUUGGAGACUUGCAUGUCGAUAUUUUAGCCCCCCCUCAAACGUUCCUGCGGUUUUGAAAUUCAUCCUGCCGAAGUAAUCAUAACACUCUAGCGGGGGGGUAGUAGCUGAGCAGGCGCCAGGACUGUCAUUGACACGGAUAGGACAUUUCCAAACAGCGGCUAGAGUGGAGUCCCUUGUAGCAUAGUUGUCUGCUCUUUGUGUGCUCAAGAGGCCCGCCAAGUCCCUUUUCUUGUGAUUUUUAGGACUGUCCCUCAAGAGCUCAGCUGGAUCUCUGGGGGAGCGGCUGCCACCCUCACAGGCACAAGCGCAUUUCCACACAGUGCUUACCUGAGAUGCAGGCUCACCUAACUUACCGUAUUCUUAUCAACAUUGUUCUAUUACAUAGUAUAAUGAGACAGUAUCAAAAGUAAACAUGUAAUGACAGUGCAUAUUAACAUUCUCGUAGGAGUGGUUAGACAAGCCAAUGCCUCAUUUCUACAUUUUGUCAUUAGCUGUUAUCCUAAAGUUUCAGUGUACCCUUACAGAAAUAAAGCAGCAUAUAAAUAAA
Messenger RNA from Prionailurus viverrinus (fishing cat), 2682 nucleotides. RefSeq names its product four and a half LIM domains 1 (gene FHL1). Bases 290 to 1261 code for a protein of 323 amino acids. NCBI's taxonomy places the organism in Eukaryota, Metazoa, Chordata, Mammalia, Carnivora, Felidae. The record is from RefSeq and is a predicted model, not a curated record. Gene Ontology annotation, molecular function: transmembrane transporter binding. The transcript is spliced from 7 exons. Gene Ontology annotation, biological process: muscle organ development.